Molecule: messenger RNA, 2700 nt
Organism: Thermochaetoides thermophila DSM 1495
Lineage: Eukaryota; Fungi; Ascomycota; Sordariomycetes; Sordariales; Chaetomiaceae
Exons: 3
Coding region: 1-2700 (899 amino acids)
Biological process (GO): eisosome assembly
Source: RefSeq, a predicted model, not a curated record
AUGGCGACAACAUCAACAUCACUAGGCCAUGAUCAUGGCGACGAAACCUUCCCUUCCUCUGAGGUGUUGACCCCCCCACAACUCUGCAACACCAUCCACAUCCACCCUUCUACAACCACCACAACCGCUCUCAAACCUACCUCAACUUUUGGUAGUGCCCCAAAACCCGAUCCCUCCGCCCUACUAGCCGCCGGCCUAGCCGGCACCCGCCGCCGACGCUUCACCCACUCCGAUGCCUCCAACCUAUCAUCCCCCGCGGCAUCAUCAGCAUCGGCAUGGGCCUCUAGCGCCAAUGCCGCAAACGUCGCUUUCCGCGGCGGCGGCAGCCCCACCCCGCCACUGACUCCGGAACGCGGCUGCGCCGUCGGCGCCGGCACACUACUUCCUCGACAUAGUUCUUUACACGCAGCCAAGGGUGCAUAUGUUGCUGGCUCAAGGCCGAGGGCUAGUUCGUCGCCACCGCCGUCCAGAGACCGGGACGUUUUGGGUCCGGCUGCGGCGGGGGCGGAGAUGGUCGGUGGGAGUGGGAUGGGGAGUUCGUCCAGCGCAGCGAGCGCAGCACACCGGCCUGCUUCGUUACGGGCCUACGGGGUCGCUGGCGAGGGCGGCACCGUGCCGUUUACUACUCUGGACAGGCAGAUGCUUACUUCGCAUCCGCCUGUGCAGCCUGAAGUGGAUGAGAAGCAGCGGGCGGAUGUGCUGAGGGCAUCGGCACUGGCUAUGGCGAGGCAGAUGUACGAACUGCAGCAACAACGGCAAAUUCAGGAGCAGCAGAAUGCCACGAAUGCGGCGUUUAGAGCGCAUAGGCGCUCUGCAUCGGCGACUUACCCGAGCCAGAGUCAGACGGCUGCUGUGCUGGCGAGUAUCGACGAGAGGCAACGGAGUCUAGGGGAAGAUGAUAUCCUCCCCUACGGCUGUACAAACCUCCAAGAAGCUGCCUACCGCAUGGCGCAGGAACGGCUUGCCCGUGUGCAGGAAGAGCAUCAGAAGCAGCGGCGCCCGUCGCUUUUCCAAGAACAUCCCCAAGUUAUCCCAUCACCACCGCUUCGCUCGCGCUUUGGUAGCCUUCGCGCCAAGCUGACUCGUAAGCGCGCGUCCAGUGACGGAGCUCUGCUGCUGGAUGACUGGCUUAGAGCGGAACAUGUCCGCCGACAGGUGUCCCAACACCAGUUAGGUGGUCCCGGUAGGGCGACGGGGGUAUCAGAUUUUGAGGUUGAUGAGGUUGAACUAGCCCGCGAGCGUGAGGUAGUUCUGGAGGCAGCGAAGCGAAGCGUUCGGGCGCAGAUGAGGCAGCUAGAUGACCAGGUACAGACCCAGGUGGUUGAGGAAGGGAAAGGGAAGCUGCAUAAGGAGGAGGCAUCGAGGUAUUGGGGGAGGAGAGGAAGACGGGAUGUGUGGGUUGGGGAUUUGGCUGAGCAGCAGAAGAAAGUUGAUUUGGGGGGCGGGAAGGUGAUGGAUUGGGAUGAGGUGGGGAAGAUUGCUGCGAAGAGGGUGCAGCCUAUUAUUGAUGAGAUUGAAGAGAGGGUUGAGAAGGAGAGGGAGAAGAGGGCGGCGGAGGAAAGGGAUAGGGUGAAGAAGUGGGAGGAGAAGGAGGGGAGGAAGGCCAGGGAAAGGGAGGUGAAGGAGAAUUUUGAGCGCCUGAAGAAACAACAAAAAGACCAUGAGAGAGCGCAGAUUGCUGCUCUCGAGGAGGAAAAGAUUCGGAAUGACGAGGCUUCUGAAACCGAGGGACAAGAGCAACCAGAAGUCUCGACAAGCCAACACAACGACGAGCCAACCUCGCCCCCCCACGCAGAAACGACAUCGACUUCCAACCAACCUCCCACUCGCACGGCAAGUCACCACUCCCGCGCCCUCUCAGUAUCCUUCCUCAAACGCCAAUCUCGACCGCGCUCCCUCUUCGUGAAAGAGGACUUUGCCGAACUCUCUGCCGCUCCUGACACUGUUGCUGCCCACGGCAGUCCGUCACAACGACUACGUGCAUGGUUCCGUUCGAAGUUCCCGCGGAAACGGGCUUCUGUCAGCAGCUUGUCGUCUCUCAGGGACAGGGUGUGCGGGACUGGAAAAGAUGGAGGGGAUAAGAAGGAUGAUGUAAGUAUUGCUGGUUCGCAGGGUAGUAUCAAGGAGGAUAGCCAGCAAAGGGGGUUUAUCGGGGGGAUUGCCUUGGCUAGGUUGAGGGAGAGGGAAGGGAAUGCUGGAAGGGAGGGGCUUGGUGCUGAGGUAGAAUUGGGGCAUAGUAAUGAAGGGACUCACGUAUUAUCGACGCCACCUCGUCUCCUCCAGGCAGGUGUACAAACUGCAUCUCCGAUCGGCCAAGAUCAGGCCGAUGCUGUUGAUGUGAGGAAUCAGCAGCCAGCAUCAAGUGUCGAACCAACCGAAGCUGGUCAACAAACGAACGAGAACGAAGACGAUUCCGAGGACGAAAGCUUCGUCUUAGCCCCGACUUCUCCCAUUCCUGAGGACCCAAACCCUUCCAUCAACGCCCCGGCGCCGUCUACGAUGACAGCUCCGAAACCACAACAAUCACCACAUCCAGGAACACCAAGCCCGAGAGCAAGCCCUAGCCCAAGCGUCGACCUAGCUGCGCGGCUGACUCCAGUGACUGCCAGGAGAAGAGCGUUAGCAAGCUUGUCGACGUCAGGGAGGAACAGUCCGUUUAGGGAGUCGAGGUUCUCGGAGAUCAUUGACGACUCGGACUAG